Molecule: messenger RNA, 2349 nt
Organism: Aethalodelphis obliquidens (Pacific white-sided dolphin)
Lineage: Eukaryota; Metazoa; Chordata; Mammalia; Artiodactyla; Delphinidae
Gene: TANK
Product: TRAF family member associated NFKB activator
Exons: 8
Coding region: 67-1662 (531 amino acids)
Biological process (GO): negative regulation of canonical NF-kappaB signal transduction
Source: RefSeq, a predicted model, not a curated record
GUUGGUGUGUCCGAAGCCGUCGGGCACGGCGACAGAGAACUUGUGUGUGUGAGCGACGCUGGCCGUAUGGGCGCCGCAGGGAGAGAAGCCGAGGAGCUGCAGAGACAACCAGUUCUCAGAGUGGGGAGGGACUUAGUGCGAGAGAAACCACCUGGGUCCCCAUCCCCGAGCGGACCAGGGAGGGGCUUUCCGGGCCCGCGACGUCAGCGCAGCAACGACGGACCCCGCUGCGACGGCAGCAGGGGAGGGAUCCUGCCCGACUCCGCGUCGGCUGCUCUCGGUGACUUGAGUUCUUGGCUAGCCACCGGGGAGGCAGGGUUUGCGAUAUCAGGACCUGUCAUUUACUCCAUCAUUUAUAGUGAUGCUACAGGACAGAGAGGAAUGGAUAAAAACAUUGGCGAGCAACUCAAUAAAGCUUAUGAAGCCUUUCGACAGGCAUGCAUGGAUAGAGAUUCAGCAGUAAAAGAACUACAGCAAAAGCAGACUGAGAACUAUGAGCAGAGAAUACGUGAGCAACAGGAACAGCUGUCACUUCAACAAACUAUUAUUGACAAGCUAAAAUCACAGUUACUUCUUGUGAAUUCCAGUCGAGAUAACAGUUAUGGCUGUGUUCCCCUGCUUGAAGACAGUGAAGCAAGGAGGAAUAAUUUCACUCUGGAUCAGCCACAUGAUAACGUAAAAUCACGAAUACCAAAAGAAAAAGAAUCAAAGGUAAGAAGACAAGAGGUUUCUUCUCCAAGAAAAGAAACUUCACCAAGGAGUCUUGGCAUUCCUUUAUUCCAUGAAAGAGGUUAUAUAGAGAAGACUUUCCGGGAUCUGAAAGAAGAAUUUCAUAGAAUAUGCAUGCUAGCCAAAGCACAAAAAGACCACUUAAGCAAACUUAAUGUACCAGCCACUGUAACUGAGACACAGUGCUCUGUGCCUAUACAGUGUACGGAUAAAACAGAUAAACAAGAAGUGCUAUUUAAGCCUCAGGCAAAAGAUGAUAUAAAUAGAGGUGCACCAUGCAUCACAUCUGUCGCACCAAGAGGAUUGGGCCAAGAUGAGGAAGAUACCUCUUUUGAAUCACUUUCUAAAUUCAAUGUCAAGUUUCCACCUACGGACAGUGACUCUACUUUCUUACAUAGCAGUCCAGAAAGACCCAGUGUCCUUGGUCCUGCCUCAUGUGAGGCUAUGUGCCAGGAUAAAUUUAAUAUGGAGCCCAGAGACAACCCGGGAAACUUUGUCAAAACAGAAGAAACUUUAUUUGAAAUUCAGGGAAUUGACCCCAUAGCUUCAGCUAUACAAAACCUUAAAACAACUGACAAAACAAAACCCUCAAAUCUUGUAAAUACUUGUAUCAGGACAACUCUGGAUAGAGCUCCGUGUUUGCCACCUGGAGACCAUAAUGCAUUAUAUGUAAAUACAUUCCCACUUCAGGACCCAUCUGAUGCACCUUUUCCUUCACUCGAUUACCCAGGAAAAGCUAUCCGAGGACCACAGCAGCCCGUUUGGAAGCCCUUUCCUAAUCAAGACAGUGACUUAUCGGUACUAAGUGGCACAGGCUCAGAACUGCAUAUACCUCGAGUAUGUGAAUUCUGUCAAGCAGUUUUCCCACCAUCCAUUACAUCCAGGGGGGAUUUCCUCCGGCAUCUUAAUUCACACUUUAAUGGGGAGACUUAAGACGCAUUUGAAAACAGACAUAUCAAGUUCUAUGUGAUGAUUCUGGGUUUGUAAUAUUAUGUACUUGAUUGAAACUUAGCUCAAAAUCAUUUAUUGAAAAAUCCAGUGUCACAGCUAUUUGAAUUUUUUUCUAAACUUAUGUUGUAACUUUCUUUUAUUACCUUUUAAAAGAUCAUUCUGUACAAAACUGUAAUUCAUUGUAUUCAUGUUUACAGUGUUUAUUGCCAUAAUUCAAAAUUAUGUAUGUGACUUAUGGAAUUGUAUAACAAUAAUUUAUGUUUUUUUCAAAUGUCUAAGCUUAUUGCUUGGAUUUCUAGUUAGAUCUAUUGAAUUUGGUGAUGUCAAAUGUUUAUAGGGUUUUUUUCACUUGUUUUCAUUUAAAAGUUUAGAUUAUUUAUGCUGUGGGUGUUCUUUUUGAAUAAACCAAUAAUAGAGAAUAGCAGACAAGAUAAACAUCUGAGUAAAUACCAAACCUAAGACAUUUGUUGCUCAGUGAUAAGAUCACUGGUAGGAUUAUUUAAACACUUUAUUAUUUUUUUUUAAAUAAUAGACAUGGUUUUAAUUUUUACUAUACGUAUAGCAACAUGAUGAAAUUAAAUAUUAAAAGAGUUACUUAUAUUGUGAUAAUUAAUGUGUUCUUUGUUCUUAAAUAAAUAAAUAAAUCACAUUUGGGGGAAAUUCAUAAAA